Messenger RNA from Micromonas commoda, 354 nucleotides. NCBI's taxonomy places the organism in Eukaryota, Viridiplantae, Chlorophyta, Mamiellophyceae, Mamiellales, Mamiellaceae. The record is from the annotation of a RefSeq genome assembly.
AUGAGCGAAUACGUACCCUUACUUGUAUAUCUUGUAAUCAGCAUGGUUUUAUCUAUGCUUAUUUUAAGUUUAUCUUUUGUAUUUUCUACACAAAAAGCUGACCCCGAAAAAGUGUCUGCAUAUGAAUGUGGGUUUGAUCCAUUUGAUGAUGCUAGAGCACGUUUUGAUAUUCGGUUUUAUUUAGUUGCUAUUCUAUUUAUCAUUUUUGAUUUAGAAGUAACUUUCUUAUUUCCAUGGGCUAUAUCUUUACAUACAAUUCAGUUAACUGGAUUUUGGACGAUGGUUGUUUUUUUACUUAUUCUUACAAUCGGUUUUGUAUAUGAAUGGCGUAAAGGUGCUCUUGAAUGGGAAUAA